AUACAAUCCAUCACCUUCUUGGUUGGCCUAUGGUCCUUGCACUCCGGGUCCGUAUCAAGUACCCUCGUACGUUAAUUUCAAAACCGCCAACUCCAACUUCCAGGUAGGCCACACAUCAUGUCAACUAGUCCUACACUCCUAAAGUUCAAGACCUCCACACCAAGGUGACCAAGAUGCGAGACAUCAGACAAGAUUCCUUGUCAUCUCCGAUACCCAUGCGGAAAGGGGGUUGACCGUCCCAAAUGUGCCCGUCGACGUGGCCAUCCACUGUGGUGACCUUACAAACGAGUCCAAACUCGGCGAGUUCCGCACGAUCUUAGAUCUCUUACGAACUAUCAACGCACCCCUCAAACUCGUCAUCGCAGGAAACCACGACGUUACACUAGACACACCAAUGUCCAUGAAGAAAGCGCACGCAGAAGUCGACUUUUCGAUUGAGUCGGGGCUAAUGAAGAAGGAGUAUGGCGAUUUCGGCGACUCCCGACACCUCUUUGAGGAUGAUGCUAAAAAAGACGGCAUCGUGUUUCUUGACGAAGGUGUCCACCACUUCAACCUCGACAACGGCGCCAGCCUUACAGUCUACGCCAGCCCCUUUACCCCAUCUGCGGACGCCGACUGGGGAUUUCAGUACAAACUGGGAGAACACCACGACUUCGCCAUCAACAGCAAAGUCGACGCCGUCAUCACCCACGGCCCUCCCAGGGGGGUUUUGGACCUCACAGCUUCCAAGCAGCGCGGUGGUUGCGAGCAUCUCUUUACUGCCGUCGCGAGAGCCCGGCCACGCCUGCUUUGCUUUGGUCAUAUCCAUGAGGGCUGGGGGGCGAAGUUGGUAGUAUGGCGCGACACUCCCAGCGAAUCCCCCUCACACUUUGCCGACACCAACAACGGCGAGUCAGCUGUAGUGGACACUCUGGCAUCACUCCGCCCAGGAAAGUGGGAUACGCCCGAAGAUAUCGCGGAGAAAGAGGCCCGACUUCGGGCGCUCAGGACGGCUGGGUACCGUGCGACCGACCAUUCCUCAGGAAGCGAGCACCCUAUAGUGCCAGGACGGACGACGCUCUUCGCCAAUGCAGCCAUCCAAUCGGCAGACGAGGGGCAGGCCCAGUUGCCGUGGGUAAUUGACAUCGACCUCCCCGCUGCCAUCCAUUCAAAUGGUGUGUAGGGUGCCUGCUGGUCACUGCGCGGAUGCUGUCCAUGGGUGCAACGAAUGCCGUCUAAAAUAGAAAAGGACGACAGUCCAAAUAGAGAGGUCGCUUGAAGAGGAAUACUCUGGUUCCAAUGCGUACACGGCGCUAGACGACGAGAUAUAAUGACGGUGAUGACUUUCUGGUGCGACAACGACAUGGCCGAUGUGACUUAUAUGGAAGGUUUGCGCCCUAUUCAAGAGGGGAUCAGGGGCAGGAGGAAGUCCCAACGUCUCAAAAAGCAAGCCAAGCACUUCACUGCUGGUCGAAGAUACCGCUGCUAGCACUGCGGACGACGAGCGUGGUGACACUAAGAAUGG
Messenger RNA from Chaetomium strumarium, 1504 nucleotides. RefSeq lists its product as uncharacterized. The coding region runs from base 395 to 1162 and encodes 255 amino acids. The transcript has a single exon. NCBI's taxonomy places the organism in Eukaryota, Fungi, Ascomycota, Sordariomycetes, Sordariales, Chaetomiaceae. The record is from RefSeq and is a predicted model, not a curated record.